AUGACAGCUGCUGCAAGUGGCAGUGGGAAGGAGGAGGAGCAGGGAAAGCAGGGCGAGGGCUAUAGCUUUUGUGGGGGAGAUUCGAGCUCCGAAACGACUGGGGAUGGACAUGGUAAAAGUCGAGACUCGAGCUCGAAGACGGGUGUCGAAAACUUGAGUGUCGAACGAGAUUACUCACGAAAGGAACGGAGGCGGAACAAUCGAUGGAAGCUAGCAAGUGAGUGCACAUGGCUGCUUUGCCAGGCCGUUUUGUCGAAAAGGCGUAAAGAGGGGUAUCAUGGGACGCCUGACUAG
Peronospora matthiolae is the source of this 294-nucleotide messenger RNA. NCBI's taxonomy places the organism in Eukaryota, Oomycota, Peronosporomycetes, Peronosporales, Peronosporaceae. The record is from the annotation of a GenBank genome assembly.